Pollicipes pollicipes is the source of this 1117-nucleotide messenger RNA. RefSeq names its product high affinity copper uptake protein 1. The record is from RefSeq and is a predicted model, not a curated record. Gene Ontology annotation, molecular function: copper ion transmembrane transporter activity. The transcript has 6 exons. Gene Ontology annotation, biological process: copper ion transmembrane transport. Gene Ontology annotation, cellular component: membrane. The coding region runs from base 107 to 703 and encodes 198 amino acids. Lineage: Eukaryota; Metazoa; Arthropoda; Thecostraca; Pollicipedomorpha; Pollicipedidae.
UCUCCGCCGUUCCCGAGAUUGCGCCGCCUGCUCGCGGCGAGGGCAUACGGAGCGGACGCGGACCUCGCGACGGUGUUCACCCUCCCAGCACCACCAGGAGAGCAGCAUGACAGCAGGGCGACCAUCCCCGUUGCUUUUCCUGUGCUGCCUGGCCGGGUGUGGCGCUACACCUGCCUCUCCAGGCGCAGCUCCUCCGGCGGUGGUAGGCGCGGCAGGCGCAGCGGGCGCCCUGCAGGCGUCCGUGGCGGCUUCAUCAGCGGCGGGACAGACGGCCCCGCUGCCCGGCGUCCCGGUGAAUGACGCCAUGCGGGACAUGAUGAUGGAGAUGCAGAUGACGUUCUUCUUCGGGAACAAAUUCUCCCUCUGGUUCAAAGGGUUCGAUGUCAGCAGCGGCGGAGAGCUGGCUGCUGCCUGCAUAGGCCUGGUCAUCUUGGCGGCCUUGUACGAGGGUCUCAAAGUGUACAGAAUCCUCGCCGUCGAGAACUGGAGCCCGCGGGGAUUGUACAGCGGCGGCCAUUGGCUGCAAGCAGUGUUGCACAUGGUGCAGAUCACCGUCAGCUACUUCCUGAUGCUGGCCGUGAUGACGUACAACGUCUGGGUGUUGCUGGCCGUCUGCCUCGGCGCGGGCCUCGGCUACGCCACCUUCUCGAUGCUGGUGCCGGCCAAGUCAUUGCUGGGCGCCACCAGCGAGCACUGUCACUAGCGGAUCCGGCAGGUGCCCCGACCCGCCCACACGGCGCCGGUGACCAGCUGCAGGGCGUCGGCGCUGCUCCACGUCACCAGCCCCAGUCCGUGGGGUCCCGCAUUCCACUUCCUGUACAGAUACUCGGGGCAUCCAUUCGGCUUCGUCGUUGCGCUUAUGAGUAACUAUGCCGUGUGGCUUCGAGCCAGCGUACCCCGGGUCAGAAGCGUGCCAUUCGGAACGUCUCGCAUCCAGCCAUCGAGAGAAGACGCCGGAAUAAAAAGCUGGGUCCAGCACGGUCCAGACCAGCAGCGGGGAUAGCAAGCAGCAUGCGAAUCGCUGCUUUACGAAACUGCUUGGGCUGACAAUGUGUCAACAGAAUUGUGAACUCAGUCAUGCGCAUAGAAUUAACUGAAUAAACAGCAAUACCACUGA